UUGCGCGUGUCCAGGCGCUCUGUGCCCGGAGACGCGUGCGUUCUGAGAGCCUCGGCGUCUGGGACAGGGGCGAGGGCUCGGUCUCGGGCGGGCUCCAGGAGGCCGGCUGUGCGCGGCGUUGGCGGCGGCGGCGGCGGCGGCGGACGUGCUGGUGUCCAGGGAGCGCUGCACCGCCCUGGAAUCGCUUCAUCAUGCGGAAUCUAAAGUUGGUUCGGACUCUGGAGUUCAAGGAUAUUCCAGCACCAGGGAAACCUCAGUGCUUCACUCUCCGAACUGAACAGGAUACAGUCCUCAUUGCUUCAGAAUGUGGACUGAUAGAAGUAAAUCCUGUCACAAGAGAAGUGAAAAAUGAAAUUUCUUUGGUGGCGGAAGGCUUUCUUCCAGAGGAUGGAAGUGGCUGCAUUGUUGGUGUUCAGGACUUGCUAGAUCAAGAGUCUGUGUGUGUGGCCACGGCCUCUGGAGAUGUCAUUCUCUGCAAUCUCAGCACACACCAGCUAGAAUGUGUUGGGAGUGUGGCCAGUGGCAUCUCUGUCAUGAGCUGGAGUCCUGACCAAGAGCUGGUGCUUCUUGCCACAGGUCAGCAGACCCUGAUUAUGAUGACAAGAGACUUUGAACCAAUCAUGGAGCAGCCAAUUCACCAGGAUGAUUUUGGUGAAAGCAAGUUUAUCACUGUGGGAUGGGGCAAGAAGGAGACACAAUUCCAUGGAUCAGAAGGCAGGCAAGCAGCCUUUCAGAUGCAAACGCUUGAAUUUGCUUUACCCUGGGAUGACCACAGAAUACAAGUUACCUGGCGUGGCGAUGGACAGUUUUUUGCUGUGAGUGUUGUUUGUCCAGAAACAGGGGCUCGCAAGGUCAGAGUGUGGAACCGGGAGUUCGCUUUGCAUUCAACCAGUGAGCCUGUGGCAGGACUGGGACCAGCCCUGGCCUGGAAACCCUCAGGCAGUUUGAUUGCAUCUACACAAGAUAAACCAAAUCAGCAGGAUGUUGUGUUUUUUGAGAAAAAUGGACUUCUUCAUGGUCACUUUAUGCUUCCCUUCUUCAAGGAUGAAGUUAAGGUAAAUAAUUUGCUCUGGAAUGCAGAUUCCUCUGUGCUUGCUGUUUGGCUAGAAGACCUUCAGAGGGAAGAAAAUUCUGCUUUGAAAACCUAUGUUCAGCUCUGGACUGUUGGAAACUAUCACUGGUAUCUCAAACAAAGUCUGUCCUUCAGUACCACUGUGAAGAGCAGGAUUGUGUCUCUGACGUGGGACCCAGUGAUCCCAUACCGACUGCAUGUUCUCUGUCAGGGGUGGCAUUACCUCUGCUACGACUGGCACUGGACGACUGACCGGAGCUCAGGAGAUCAUUCAAGUGACUUGGCAAAUGUGGCUGUCAUUGAUGGAAAUAAGGUGUUGGUGACAGUCUUCCGGCAGACUGUGAUUCCACCUCCCAUGUGCACGUACUACCUGCUGCUUCCACAUCCAGUGAAUCAAGUCACAUUCUCUGCGCACUCUACGAAAAGUAACGAUCUUGCUGUCCUAGAUGCCAGUAACCAGAUUUCUGUGUAUAAAUGCGGUGAUAGUCCAAGUAUGGACCCCACAGUGAACCUGGGAGCUGUGGGUGGAAAUGGAUUUAAAGUUCCUCUUAGAACACCUCAUUUGGAAAAGACAUACACAAUUCAGUUUGACAGUAGUGAAGAUCAAGAAGUAAACCCGCUGAAGCUCACCUUUCUCACCUGGAUCGAAGAAGACAGUUUCCUGGCUGUAAGCCACAGUCAGUUCAGCUCACAGUCUGCUGUUCACCAUUUGACCAUAGCCCCUUCUGAGUCGGCUGAGGAGCAAGGACAGCUUAUCAUCAGCUCAUCUGUGACAGUGGAUGGGAUUGUAAUCAGUCUGUGUUGCAGUUCCAAGACCAAGUCAGUGGCAUUGCAGCUGGCUGACGGCCAGAUACUUAAGUGCCUUUGGGAGUCAGCUUCUUUGGCUGUUGAACCAUGGAAGAGCCUUGGUGGAUUUCCUGUUCGAUUUCCUUAUCCAUGCACACAGACUGAAUUGGCCGUGAUUGGAGGAGAGGAACAUGUCCUUGGCCUGACUGAUAGAUGUCGCUUUUUCAUCAGUGACACUGAGGUUGCAUCAAAUAUCACGUCAUUCACACUAUAUGAUGAGUUUUUAUUGUUGACAACCCAUUCUCAUACCUGCCAGUGCUUUUCCUUGAGAGAUACUUCAUUUAAAUCAUUACAGGCAGGCCUGUGCAGCAGUCAUGUGGCUAAUGGUGAAGUUCUGCGGAAGGUGGAGAGGGGUUCACGGAUUGUCACAGUUGUGCCCCAGGACGCAAAGCUUAUAUUACAGAUGCCAAGGGGGAAUUUAGAAGUCGUUCAUCAUCGAGCCCUGGUUUUAGCUCAGAUUCGGAAGUGGUUGGACAAGCUGAUGUUUAAAGAAGCAUUCGAAUGCAUGAGAAAACUGAGAAUUAAUCUCAACCUGAUUUAUGACCAUAGCCCUAAGGUGUUUCUUGAAAACGUGGAAACCUUCAUUAGACAGAUAGAUUCUGUAAAUCACAUUAAUUUAUUUUUCACAGAGUUAAAGGAAGAAGAUGUCACAAAGACCAUGUACCCUGCUCCAGUUACCAGCAGUGCCCAGCUGUCCAUGGAUCCUGCCAGGAAAAAACUUGACCUUAUCUGUGAUGCAAUGAGAACAGCCAUGGAGAGCAUCAACCCUCACAAGUACUGCCUAUCAAUACUCACGUCUCACGUGAAGAAAACUACCCCCGAACUGGAAGUCGUGCUGCAGAAGGUACACGAGCUACAAGAGAGUGGUCCAUCUGUUCCUGAUGCUGUGAGUGCAGAAGAGGCCUUGAAGUAUUUGCUUCUUCUGGUAGAUGUUAAUGAAUUAUAUGAUCAUUCUCUUGGGACCUAUGACUUUGAUUUGGUCAUCAUGGUAGCUGAAAAGUCGCAGAAGGAUCCCAAAGAAUAUCUUCCAUUUCUUAAUAUGCUGAAGAAAAUGGAAACUAAUUACCAGAGGUUCACUAUAGACAAACACUUGAAACGAUAUGAAAAAGCCAUUGGUCACCUCAGCAAGUGUGGACCCGAAUAUUUCCCAGAAUGCUUAAAUUUAAUAAAAGAUAAAAACUUGUAUAAGGAAGCUCUGAAGUUAUAUCCACCAAACUCACAGCAGCACAAGGCUGUCUGCCUUGCUUAUGGGGAGCACCUGACGCAAGAGCACCAGCAUGAGACAGCGGGGCUUGUGUUUGCCCGCUGUGGUGCCUACCAGGAAGCUCUCUCAGCCUUUCUGGCUUGUGGCAGCUGGCAGCAAGCCCUCUGCAUGGCAACCCAGCUUCACUUGCCCAAGAACCAGCUGACUGACCUAAGUAGGACUCUGGCAGGAAAGCUAGUUGAACAGAGAAAGCACAACGAGGCAGCCAUAGUUCUGGAACAGUAUGCCCAGGAUUAUGAAGAAGCUGUGCUUUUGCUGUUAGAAGGAGCUGCCUGGGAAGAAGCUCUGAGACUGGUAUACAAAUAUAACAGACUGGAUAUUAUAGAAACCAACAUAAAGCCUUCCAUUUUAGAAGCCCAAAAAAAUUACAUGGCAUUUUUGGAUUCUCAGACUACCACAUUCAGUCGCCAUAAAAAACGCUUGCUGGUUGUUCGAGAGCUCAAGGAACAAGCACAGCAGGUGAAUCCUGAUGAUGAAGUGCCCCAUGUUCAAGAGUCAGACCUCUUCUCAGAAACCAGCAGUAUUGUGAGUGGAGGUGACAUGAGUGGCAGAUACUCCCAUAGUAACUCCAGGAUAUCAGCGAGAUCAUCUAAGAAUCGCCGCAAAGCAGAGCGGAAAAAGCAUAGCCUCAGAGAAGGGAGUCCACUGGAGGACCUGGCCCUUUUAGAGGCAUUAAAUGAAGUGAUACAAAGCACUGAAAAAUUAAAAGAUGAAAUACACCGUAUUUUAAAGGUACUCUUCCUCUUUGAGUUUGAUGAGCAAGGCAGGGAGUUGCAGGAGGCCUUUGACGGUACUUUACAGCUGAUGGAAAGGUCACUUCCAGAAAUUUGGACUCUCACCUACCAGCAGAAUCCAGCCAUACCCGUUUUGGGUCCCAGUUCUACUGCAAAUAGUAUCAUGGCCUCUUAUCAACAGCAGAAGACUUCAGUUCCUGUUCUUGAUGCUGAGCUUUUCAUACCACCAAAGGUGGACAGAAGAACACAGUGGAAACUGAGCCUGCUGGAGUGACCAGUGCAGUAGAAAGGCUCCAGCAAAGACCUGUUCCUUCUUGUUCCUAGUUGUCCUUCCAUCUUUGCUCCUGGAAGCCUGGCAGCUGAGAACUGGGAAGUGUGAUGAUAAGCAUUGCCUACCGCCACGGUGUGCACCAGGCCUCAGCAGACCCCAGGCAGUUCUAUUCGUACUUCGGUGUACAUCUCAAUCACUAGCAAAACUUGAAGCUUUAGCCAAUGACUGUAUCAUAAUUUUUAAAGAAUUAUUGUUCUUGUAUUUAAUGCUGUUUGAGAGUGUGAUUACUGUAAUUAAUUCCCUGCUACAGGUCUGAUUCGCAUUAGGACUGUGGAUAAGCCACUUAACUGAUUUGUGCCUUAGUUCUUGUCUGUUAAGAGGGAAUAAUGUUUCAUGGUUUCUAUCUUGGAAAUGUGAAGACAAGUAAAACAAUGUUUCUAAAUUGUUUCAUGUUACUGGAUCAGAGAGCAUUAUAAACAGUAGGCUAUUAGUGCCAUCAGUGUUACAGGGAUUGUCUUAUUGCCUGUGUAUUUUCUGCUACAACUUAUCUGUGUUAGAGCUGGAACAGGUUAGAACUUUUGAAACACUACAGGCAUAUUUGGUGCAGGUGAGCAGUGCAUGUUGUAUGCUGUUCAUAGUUGGAAGUUAUUCUUUGUUGUCCAAAUACUGUUUCCCUAACCAGAAUGUUUUUGUCCGUGUCUAGGCCAUUUCAUACGGUUUUUUGUUUGCUUGUUUUUUUUAUAGUAGUUAAUUGACCUCUCUUUCAUCCAGCUUCUUAAAAGAACUUUCAGUUUUGGGGUUUUUUUGGUGGGGGAUGGGGGGGUUGUUUUGAAAGAUGAGAAGGUUUUUUUUUUUUCCUGAGUCUAGAAAAAGCCCAGUUUAUUUUGACAAAAAUCCUUUGGUAAAGUUAGAAAUUUCUCUCCUGUUUUUAAUACAAAACCAGACCUUCACUACUGUAUGUAAACAGGAAGUGCUGCUUUUGAUCCCCAGAGUAUAAAUCUACUCAAAAUUAUAAUUUCAGAAGAAUUUUCUUAUUAUACUACGGUGUUGACUAUAGAAUCUAACUCACCUUUUAUGUGUAUUUGAAAAAUUUCAUAAAUAAUAGAGAAAAAAAGACAAUACAUUGUGCUUUGGGGAAAUCUUUUAAUUCAUACCCAUAAUGAAUUUGCUGUAAUUAGAUGUCCAACUGUGAAAUGUUGGAAGUACUUCCUGACUUCUAUUUGACAUGGAUAAGUGAACAUGGUAACUUAUAUGGCAUUUAACAUAUUAUAGUUCUUCUGCUUUGAAUCAUAAUAAAGGGUCCUAUGCCAGUAGACCGGAAAUAGAACUAAAUAUGUGAAAAUAGUGUGAAUUUUCACAGAUACUCUGUUGACUUAAAAUAAUGUAGUAGCAAGAUUUGAUGACUGCAAACUGCUGUCAGCUACAAUCUCUCAUCUGAGCAAGAUUGAAUUUUGUUCAUUUUGAGAAGCAGGUAGACCUUCCAAAUUAACGGUAAAGACAAAAAAGAAUUCAUGGGAGAAGAAAUGGAACAUAUUGGGAGAGGAGAAACUCCUGUGGGUGAUGAAUGCUGAAUUUGGGGAAAAAGUGUGUCAAGUUUUUAAAAAGAUUAUAUACUCUGACCAAAAAUUUGGACUAUAUUUCAGAGCAAGUUCAUGCUGUUAACAAGCUAAAAGCUCGUUUUUGGCUUGUUGAGUCAGGUAGUUUUGCCUAAAUGCUCUAAAUAUCAGCAGGGAACUUUUGGAGGACUAUUUUCUUUAAUUAAAGUAACUUCAGAUUCAUGUUUUUAAAAA
Molecule: messenger RNA, 5977 nt
Organism: Chinchilla lanigera (long-tailed chinchilla)
Lineage: Eukaryota; Metazoa; Chordata; Mammalia; Rodentia; Chinchillidae
Gene: Elp1
Product: inhibitor of kappa light polypeptide gene enhancer in B-cells, kinase complex-associated protein
Exons: 37
Coding region: 192-4190 (1332 amino acids)
Biological process (GO): tRNA wobble base 5-methoxycarbonylmethyl-2-thiouridinylation
Cellular component (GO): elongator holoenzyme complex; cytosol
Molecular function (GO): tRNA binding; protein binding
Source: RefSeq, a predicted model, not a curated record